CACCCGUCCCAACUAGUUUAUCUUGUGACCGCGGCGGCCACUUUUUUUCGAGCUUGGCUCCUCCGUGUCUGCAAUGGGUUUCCUGGCUGCAGCGAUCCUGCUCCUGGCAUUCAUCGCUACCGCCCAGGCCGAGCCGGUGCAGUUUAAGGACUGCGGUUCUAAGGUUGGAGUUAUAAAAGAGGUAAAUGUGAGCCCAUGCCCCACCCAACCCUGUGAAUUGGAGAAAGGACAAUCCUACAGUGUCAAUGUCACCUUCACUAGCAGUACGGAAUCUGAAAAUAGCACAGCCUUGGUGCAUGGCAUCCUGAUGGGUGUGGCAGUCCCCUUUCCCAUUCCUGAGCCUGAUGGUUGUAAGAGUGGAAUCAACUGUCCCAUCCAAAAGGACAAGACCUAUAGCUACCUGAAUAAACUGCCAGUGAAGAGUGAAUACCCCUCUAUAAAACUGGUAGUAAAGUGGGAACUUCAGGAUGACAGACAACAACGGCUCUUCUGCUGGGAAAUCCCAAUACAGAUCAAAGGCUAGAGCUAUUUGAUGCUGAUUUGUCUAUGUGGAGGUUCCUCCUCUAUAAGUGCCUCACUGAGUCUAGUGCAUGUGGACAGAAGUCUGCUGGCUCUGGACAGCACCUCCAGCUGUGUCGCCUCAACAGUAGUGACCUGUUCUCUACUGAAAUCCAGAGAUUCACAGGAGAGGGAGGACAUGUUCUACAGCAGAAAUUCAGCUGUGGAUGACUGGUUCUCCAUGGUUCUCAAGUCUUUUGUUCUAUCUUAGGUGGUUUUCAUUAAAGGCAACAGUUGGUUAGCAGAUGUUUGAUUUUUUUUUUAAACAAUAUUAACUGUAUCCUCUUUCUGUACCUGGAGAUGAACCUUUGUAUAAAUAAAAACUUGUCAGUAUUCUGCA
Molecule: messenger RNA, 898 nt
Organism: Sciurus carolinensis (gray squirrel)
Lineage: Eukaryota; Metazoa; Chordata; Mammalia; Rodentia; Sciuridae
Gene: Npc2
Product: NPC intracellular cholesterol transporter 2
Exons: 5
Coding region: 74-523 (149 amino acids)
Biological process (GO): intracellular cholesterol transport; cholesterol efflux
Molecular function (GO): cholesterol binding
Source: RefSeq, a predicted model, not a curated record